CUCAACAGAAGUUCUAGAAAAUUAAUAAUAAAAACAAACAAAAGACGAAAUGCAACAGAAUCUGCUAAUCAGUCUAAGCAUUUUGCUUAUAAUUUUUUUUCUGAAUGGGAGCCAGGCCGACGACAAACUGGAACCCACACAAGUCAAACGCUGCUCGGGUAAUAAACCCUUUCCGCUAGAGGUGCGUAUCCCUGGCUGUGUGGUGCCGCCUUGCAUAGUUGUCAAAGGCACAAUGCAAAUAUUUGAAAUAGACUUUGCUGUCGACAAGUAUAUAACGAAACUGACAGCCCUGGUGAAGGCUACUACACUGGGCAUUAUAACGGUGCCCUACGAACUGCCUCCAGAUGUGGCCGCCGUCUGUCCAAAUCUUAUGUAUGGCGCUUACUGUCCGCUAUAUCCAACAGAGGAUGUGACUUAUUUGUUUAAGUUUCCAAUUGGUGAAUACCCCGAAGUUGGUGUCAAAAUUGAAAUCUACUUGGUGGAUCAGGAUAAAGAUAUAGCCACCUGCUUUGUCUGCGACAUCAAAGUGAAGAAGGGCGCAAGCAGCACUCUCUAUGAGCUCAACUAUCUGGACUGAAGAAAUGCUCCAUAUUAAACUCAUUUAUAUAUUGACAU
Molecule: messenger RNA, 615 nt
Organism: Drosophila hydei
Lineage: Eukaryota; Metazoa; Arthropoda; Insecta; Diptera; Drosophilidae
Gene: Npc2d
Exons: 2
Coding region: 50-577 (175 amino acids)
Biological process (GO): intracellular cholesterol transport
Molecular function (GO): sterol binding
Source: RefSeq, a predicted model, not a curated record